GAAGAGUUUGCGGGUUUGAGCAAAUCGUAUGCGAGCAGGACCUGGAAGUCUUAUCGUGAAGAAGAGAGAAACAGACCGAAAUCAAAUCAUGACCUUAGUUGAUGAUAAAUUCGUCAUAUAUUAACAACACCACCAUGUCUCCUCUUCUUCUCCUUCUCUUGAUCUCUCACUCGACGACGACGACAACAGUAGUAGUAAAUACGUUACUGAAUCGGUUGACUCGGUUUCUCCGCCUGUAGUUUCGCGCGAUUCUAUCUCCGUGUUUUUACUCGGGUUUGAAGGAUUCAGCGAUGGAACCGAUGGAUAUAGUUGGUAAAUCGAAAGAGGAUGCUUCGCUUCCUAAAGCAACUAUGACCAAAAUUAUUAAAGAGAUGUUGCCCCCAGAUGUUCGUGUUGCCAGAGAUGCCCAAGAUCUUUUAAUUGAGUGUUGUGUAGAAUUUAUAAACCUUGUAUCAUCAGAGUCCAAUGAAGUUUGUAGCAGAGAGGACAAGCGAACAAUUGCACCUGAGCAUGUACUCAAGGCUUUAGAGGUUCUUGGGUUUGGAGAGUACAUUGAGGAGGUUUAUGCUGCAUAUGAGCAACACAAGCUAGAGACUAUGCAUGACUCUUUAAAAGGUGGUAAAUGGAGCAAUGGAGCGGCAAUGACCGAGGAAGAAGCAGCCGCUGCGCAGCAAAGGAUGUUUGAUGAGGCGCGUGCUAGAAUGAAUGGUGGGGUCACUGCCCCAAAGCAACCAGAGACUAACCAAAGUUUAAAGAGCUAACCUUAGGGACUUUACUUUCGUGAACCAUAGGCAAUCAUCACCCUCUUCCCUUGGCACGGCUAGAAUUAUCUUAUAGUGUACAAAGUCAUUGGCAAGUGCAGUAGUGACUAUGUGGAUAUGCACUUGGAUUUGUACUCUUUUUAUCGUAUGAAUCAUGUUUAUAAGUUAAUUAGUGCAAGCUUGUCAUUAUCAUAUUUAGUUACCAAA
Populus nigra (black poplar) is the source of this 968-nucleotide messenger RNA. RefSeq names its product protein Dr1 homolog. Gene Ontology annotation, molecular function: protein heterodimerization activity. The record is from RefSeq and is a predicted model, not a curated record. The coding region runs from base 291 to 761 and encodes 156 amino acids. Lineage: Eukaryota; Viridiplantae; Streptophyta; Magnoliopsida; Malpighiales; Salicaceae. The transcript has 6 exons.